GCCGCCGCUGCUGCUACCGCCGCUGCGGUCGCCACCUCCGCGGGGCGGGGAGAUGCAGCCGCCUCCGGGUCCGCCCCAGCUGUAUUCACCUACUAACGGGGACUUUACCUUCGUUUCCUCGGCCGACGCUGAAGAUCUCAGUGGUUCAAUAGCAUCCCCAGAAGUCAAACUAAACCUUGGUGGAGACUUCAUCAAAGAAUCUACAGCAACUACAUUUCUGAGACAGAGAGGCUAUGGCUGGCUCUUGGAAGUGGAAGAUGAUGACCCUGAAGAUAACAAGCCUCUUUUGGAGGAACUGGACAUUGAUCUGAAGGAUAUUUACUACAAAAUUCGAUGUGUAUUGAUGCCAAUGCCAUCACUUGGUUUUAAUAGACAAGUGGUGAGGGACAAUCCUGAUUUUUGGGGCCCUCUAGCAGUUGUUCUUUUCUUCUCAAUGAUUUCAUUAUAUGGACAGUUCAGGGUGGUUUCAUGGAUCAUAACUAUCUGGAUAUUUGGCUCCCUAACGAUUUUCUUAUUAGCCAGAGUACUUGGUGGAGAAGUUGCGUAUGGUCAAGUUCUUGGUGUCAUAGGAUAUUCGUUACUUCCCCUCAUUGUAAUAGCUCCUCUACUUCUGGUGGUUGGAUCAUUUGACGUUGUAUCAACACUAAUAAAGCUGUUUGGAGUCUUUUGGGCCGCCUACAGCGCUGCUUCCCUAUUAGUUGGUGAAGAAUUCAAGACAAAGAAGCCUCUCCUGAUUUAUCCAAUUUUUUUAUUAUACAUUUAUUUCUUGUCCUUAUAUACUGGGGUGUGAUCUGAAAAAAGUCAUUUAUGGGUAGAAAGUUAAUACAUACAUAUGCAGGCUGGAAAUUCACAUGGAAUAGAUUGGAGAAAACAUGUAGAUGGUGGAGUCUUAUAUGUUCCAGUUUUAAAGGCAGGUUUAGAAUUUAAAAACCUGCUUGUCCAUUCUAUUUAAGCAGUGUAGCUAUAUAGAUGUGUCAGAAUUCUAGAUUUUGUUUAAAAUUCUUCAUAUUUCAGUGAAUAAAAUAUAAAAGCAUUCUGUUUAUAAGAUUGUGUCAAUAUAUACCUGAAUAACUGUGCCAAAAGCACCAGAACUGGCUUAUUGUAUUACACUUGAAGGGUAAAUAUGACAAGAUCUUGAUAAUCUAAAAAUGCAAAUUUUUUUUUCAUUUAAUAAGCUGGAUUUUUUUCGCACAGCAAAUUCUUUAGGUAUAUAUAUUUAUAUAUACACAUAUAUUUAUGAAAUAAUCCUGAUUAUUCACAGAAUAUAUUUCUGUAUGACCUAAAAAAUGAAGAUAUUUUAAAUUUGAUGCUUAAAAUUUCUUUAAUUUGGCCAUUGAGUUUUAUAGGUUUAAAUUUGUUUUUUAAAUUGUACAUAACAUUUUUGUAUCUAUUGCACAGCUUUGACACUUACUUGUUAAGAAUUCUUGUUGGUAACUUCUAAAAUAAUUUUAGUAGUUACUACAAUAGAUUGAGUUUGUGCUUUUAAAAACCAUUUUUGAAUAUCCAGAAAUCUGAUUUAAAGUUCCUAUUUAUAUUUCUGACCAAAGGAGCAAAGAAAUGUAUUGUGUAUGACAUUUAUUAAAAUUGUUAAUAUUAGGAAAACAGUAUAUUUACAAGAUUAGUAAAUAAUUUUAAAGUGUCAAUCUUAAGUUUGACAGUAAAAUGGUUAGGUUUUUUUAGUCAUUAAAAAUUGAAGGUGGCAGAGAGAAGCUUGAAAUUCACAUAUUAAAUUGUUAUUUGAAAUAGAAAAAAAAAUAAAAUGUUUCCCAACUGUG
Molecule: messenger RNA, 1775 nt
Organism: Vombatus ursinus (common wombat)
Lineage: Eukaryota; Metazoa; Chordata; Mammalia; Diprotodontia; Vombatidae
Gene: YIPF4
Product: Yip1 domain family member 4
Exons: 6
Coding region: 53-790 (245 amino acids)
Biological process (GO): endoplasmic reticulum to Golgi vesicle-mediated transport; vesicle fusion with Golgi apparatus
Cellular component (GO): trans-Golgi network; membrane
Source: RefSeq, a predicted model, not a curated record